Clonostachys rhizophaga is the source of this 411-nucleotide messenger RNA. The record is from the annotation of a GenBank genome assembly. Lineage: Eukaryota; Fungi; Ascomycota; Sordariomycetes; Hypocreales; Bionectriaceae.
AUGGGGGAGAAGCUGUCGAUCCUCAAGACGCUCGUUAUCCCGGCCAUAGUCUCCCUCCUCAUCUUCCUCCUCCUGACCUACAUCGUCAUCCCCCUCUACCGCCGCUACAACCAGUACAUCCCGCUCGGCUCUGUGUCCCCCGUCUCCCUCCGCGACCGCCUCUUGACGCGGAUCGCCGCCAUCGCCAACCGGAGGGAGGAUAGUUACCUCAACCCGGAUGCCCAGACCAUCGACCACCACGACGAGCAGAUCGACGAGGGGGAGGAGCUCGGCGACGUCGACGAUCAUAUGCGGCUCGUCAUUGCGAGCCAUGCGCGCGCCACUCGGCAAGACACGACCAGGCGGCUAAGCAGAGAUCUAGAGGAGGGCUUCCGAGACGAUAGCGAUGACGAGGCGCCACCACGCCGAUAG